Rhipicephalus sanguineus (brown dog tick) is the source of this 2307-nucleotide messenger RNA. RefSeq names its product corticotropin-releasing factor receptor 2. Lineage: Eukaryota; Metazoa; Arthropoda; Arachnida; Ixodida; Ixodidae. Gene Ontology annotation, cellular component: plasma membrane. The coding region runs from base 276 to 1775 and encodes 499 amino acids. Gene Ontology annotation, molecular function: G protein-coupled peptide receptor activity; peptide hormone binding. The record is from RefSeq and is a predicted model, not a curated record. The transcript has 12 exons. Gene Ontology annotation, biological process: cell surface receptor signaling pathway; adenylate cyclase-modulating G protein-coupled receptor signaling pathway.
UAACUCUUGCGCGCGGGUUAGAACCCUGCGUGGAACCGAGCGGAGAGCUUGUACGCUGAAGCGCGCCUCCGAUGCGCCCGUGUGGCCUUCGCUGCUACAGCCCGAUAGCGCCCCACUGAUUGACAACCGGUGACGUUCGCAGAUCUCUUAUCUGCCUGAAAGAAACAAGCAAAAGAAAAAAAUUUCUAACUGAAAGUCAGUAACAUAUUUUUAGAUCCUCGACAUUUACGAUCCUGUCGUUAGAGGUUGAAGCGAGUACCAGAGAAGUGAGAGUCAUGGUGAGAUCGAUGAAGAUACCCGACGACUUUGACUUUUCAACUUCUGGGACGAGUGACGCGAGUGCCGAGGUGACAAGUGAAAGCACGGCUGCUGCAUCAACGCCGACACAGCUGUUGUGGGACGUGGCCACCACGAUAGUUCACUACCAACUGACCGAAGAAGAAUGCGUCCGGCUAGAGAAGGAUGAAAACGAUGAAGGAUCAUUGAGUUCGGUGCAGUGUUCUGCCGCCUGGGACUCUUUCACCUGCUGGCCACCGACGCUGGCUGGAAAGGCUGUGCGCAAGCCAUGCACGGACAUCAUCGCCUCUCUCGACCUCUCCUUAGACAUCGGAGACGCUUCGCUCGACACAGGUCUGUACGCCUACAGAGUGUGUGGUCCUGACGGCAACUGGCUAUGGGGAAACUGGACAAACUACACCGAAUGCCUCGGCCUCAUCAAUCAUGAGCCGCAAGAGAUGUCGGCAGUGGUCUCCCUGGCGGUCAGCUACAUUCUCCUGCUGUUCUCGCUUCUGUCCCUGAUAUUCUUGUCCGCCACCAUGUUCAUAUUCUGCUACUUCAGGUCGCUGCAGUGCUCUCGGACGCGGGUGCACCAAAAUCUGGUGCUUGCGCUCAUGGUGCACGCCAUCAUGCUCGUGGUGCUCUCCAUGCCGGUGGUGCUCAACUCUGAAGAACCGACGCCGUUUGCCCAAAUACCUCCAUUGUGCAAGAGUAUCCUCUCCCUGAAGAUGUACGCCGCCAUGGCAUCAAUCAACUGGAUGUUCGUCGAAGGCCUGCUGCUGCACUCCCGUAUCACCAUCUGCAUCUUCCGCCAAGACGCGCCCUUCAAGCUGUACCACGCCAUCGGUUGGGGUCUUCCUUUGGGCUUCAUAGUAACUUGGGCCUGCCUCAUGGAACAAGAACUCGGUUCGGCAUGCUGGGAAGGCUAUGGUGCCAACCGUUAUGUCUGGCUUCUCAUUGGACCCCGUCUUGUGGCCAUUCUGGUGAACUUUGUUUUCCUCGUGAACAUCAUCCGCAUUUUGGUGACGCGGGUGAAGUCGGCAGUCUCAGCGGAAACAACUCAGUUUCGGAAGGCAAUCAAGGCGACGGUGCUGCUCUUCCCUCUGCUGGGAAUCACGCAUCUCCUGUUCUGCAUCAACCCGCAAGACGAGAACAUGGGCCUCAAGGAGGCGUACAUGGUCAUUAACGCCAUACUCCAGUCCUCACAGGGUAUUUUCGUGUCUGUGCUCUACUGCUUCAUGAAUUCAGAGGUGCAGACUGCCGUUCGCAACGCCUACCUCAGGGCGGCUAUCCGCCGCAACCCGAACAAGGAGCGCUCUUUCCUUCGCGGCGGCUACUCGCAGACAUCCACCGUAUUCAUGUCGCACUUCAACGGCUCUGUGGCCGAGCAGAGUGCCUCACCCAAGGGGGGCUCCAAAGUCGUUCGCAAGUACCCACUGCGGGCCACGGCGGGACCACAGAGGAUAUCGAGGAAUCCGGGCGCGGUGGCUGCCGUCUGAGCAGCUCCCGCGCGUUCUCAUUAUCGUCUCAAGAAGCCCUCCUCCUCAUGUCCCACUGAUCUUGCCGGGUACUUCCUCCACGCAUUGGGCCUUGGUCGAGUGGCUGCUCAGUUUUGGCUUCCGGAAGCCACGCCAGUGAUUUACGAUACAAAACGAAAAAAAUAAUAAAAAGAAGAAAACCUGAGCCUAGCUGAUUUUGACUCUUCUACGGUGCAGCUAAACGUCUGGGUGUGUUGAACUGGUGCUUGGAAAUGGACAAACAGCUUAAUGGGACGACCACCUCUUUGGGAUGGACUGAAAAGCGUGAAAAACGUGACAGAAGAAGGCAGCCAUUAUACCUCAGUUUUCUCGCAUAUAAAUGUCGUGUGUUUCACUUCGUGUUUUUCAUUCUCCUUUGUGAAAACUUGUUGUGCCAACCUCCAGGUAUCGACGUUUGCUGUACAACCGUCAUUUGGAUUGUCAUCGCGACUCCAGUUUUUACGCGGCUUUCCUUGCGAAGUAACGAGAAAUAAAAUAAAGUCACUAUGAAAGA